Messenger RNA from Zerene cesonia (dogface butterfly), 3097 nucleotides. It is a transcript of the gene Ssrp, whose product is annotated as FACT complex subunit Ssrp1. The transcript is spliced from 13 exons. Gene Ontology annotation, cellular component: FACT complex; nucleus. The record is from RefSeq and is a predicted model, not a curated record. Gene Ontology annotation, molecular function: histone binding; nucleosome binding; DNA binding. Bases 167 to 2326 code for a protein of 719 amino acids. NCBI's taxonomy places the organism in Eukaryota, Metazoa, Arthropoda, Insecta, Lepidoptera, Pieridae.
ACAUGUGUCAAGUUUAUUCAGUAAGGUUGUUCGGCGAUUGAUGCUUUUGUGCAACUUAUUUAAAUUUUUUAUUUUGUUUAUAUUAAAAUACAAAUAAUUUGAUAAGGAAAUUGAUUAUUAUUUUUACUUUAAGAAACUUGGCAGAGCCUAAGUAAGGAAGGCUAGUAUGGAAUUUCUAGAAUAUAACGAUGUUUCUGCCGAAAUCAAAGGCAACAUGGUUCCUGGGCGACUAAAGAUGACUGAUCAAAGUAUUAUAUUUAAAAACAGCAAAACAGGAAAAGUGGAACAAAUCUCUGCCAAUGAUAUUGAGCUUGUAAACUUUCAAAAGUUUAUAGGAUCAUGGGGUCUUCGGGUCUUUCUUAAGAAUGGAACACUGCACAGAUAUGGUGGUUUUAAAGAAGGGGAACAAGAGAAAGUCGCAAAGUUCUUUAAAUCAAGUUACAACAAGGAUAUGCUAGAAAAGGAAUUGUCACUUAAAGGUUGGAAUUGGGGGACGGCAAAGUUUAAUGGAGCAGUGCUCAGUUACAAUGUUGGUACAAACACAGCCUUUGAAAUACCUUUACAUUAUGUGUCACAGUGUAAUACUGGAAAGAAUGAAGUUACUCUGGAAUUUCAUCAGAAUGACGACACGCCAGUAUCGUUGAUGGAGAUGCGAUUCCACAUUCCGACAAAUGAAUUAGCAGGCGAUAUGGAUGCUGUAGAAGCAUUCCAUCAGCAAGUGAUGAACAAGGCCAGUGUUAUCUCUGUGUCUGGUGAUGCAAUUGCUAUCUUCAGGGAGUUGCAGUGCCUUACGCCUCGUGGUCGCUACGACAUCAAAGUGUUCCAAACAUUCUUCCAACUUCACGGUAAAACUUUCGACUACAAGAUACCAAUGUCCACCGUUCUACGAUUGUUCCUGUUGCCUCACAAGGAUACACGACAAAUGUUCUUUGUGGUAUCCUUGGACCCACCUAUAAAACAGGGUCAAACGAGAUAUCAUUAUUUGGUGCUGUUGUUUGGGAUUGAAGAAGAAACAAGCCUGGAAUUGCCGUUUACUGAAGAGGAGUUAACAGAGAAGUAUGAAGGAAAAAUAACUAAAGAGCUUUCUGGACCUACAUACGAGGUCCUUGCGAAAAUCAUGAAGGUUAUCAUAAAUAGACGCGUGACAGGACCCGGAGACUUCUUAGGUCAUCACAAGACGCCAGCAAUCGCAUGUUCGUACAAAGCUGCAGCUGGUUACCUGUACCCACUUGAAAAAGGCUUUAUCUACGUCCACAAACCACCAGUUCACAUCCGAUUUGAGGAAAUUGCAUCCGUCAAUUUUGCUAGAGGUGGUGCUUCGUCGACCAAAUCUUUUGACUUUGAAAUAGAAUUAAAGCAAGGCAGUGUCCACACAUUCAGCAGUAUUGAGAAAGGGGAAUACGACAAAUUGUUUGAUUACAUCACGUCAAAGAAACUCCAUGUAAAGAACACUGGCAAGAAUGACAAGGCGCUAUACGACGACGACUUCGGCGACUCGGACACGGAGAAGGAGCCGGACGCGUACCUCGCGCGCGUCAAGGCGGAGGCGCAGGAGCGGGACGACAGCGACGGCUCCGACGAGAGCACCGACGAGGACUUCAACCCGGACAAGGCCAAGGAGAGCGACGUCGCGGAGGAAUAUGACACAAAUCCAUCAUCUUCCGAAGAGUCGGACGCCUCGGACGCUUCAAAGGGUAGCAAGAAGGAGAAGAAGAAAGAAAAGAAACCUAAAAAGACCAUCACAAUAUCGGAAGCGCCGCGCAAGCGCAAAGAGAAGUCGAAGAAGCGCGAGAAGGACGCGAACGCACCGAAGCGGCCGUCCACCGCGUUCAUGCUGUGGCUCAACGAGAACAGGAAGAAGAUCAUCGACGAGAACCCCGGCAUUAAGGUCACGGAGAUCGCGAAGAGGGGCGGCGAACUGUGGCGCGAUUUGAAGGAUAAAUCUGAAUGGGAAGAGAAAGCAAAUAAAUCUAAAGAGGAAUAUAAUCAAGCAAUGAAAAAGUACAAAGAUAGCGGCGCAGCUGAUGAGUUCAAACAGAAGAAGAAGCAAGCGGAGAAAGAGAAGAAACAAGCGGAGAAGAAGAGUAAAGCACCGGCCAGUAAGAAGCCCAGUAAGGCCGCGAGUGCUGGAUCCGGUACGCAGAAGUUCACCAGUAAGGAAUAUAUUGAGGAUGAUGACAGUUCCUCCGACUCGGGUAGCGAUAAGAAAAAGGAAAGCAAAGAGAAGAAAGAUUCAAAGAAAGAAAAGGCUAAGGCUUCCUCGUCAGAAGCGGAAGCGUCGUCAGGAUCUGGCGAUGAAAGUGGAAGCGGAAGCGGAAGCGAUUAAUGCUUUUUUGUUACUGGUUAUUCAAUACUUGGUUAAAUAUUUGCAUGUUUUUUUCUUAGCACUCAUAUUAUCCUGUCUUAAUGAAGGUAUGAAAAACGAGAUUGAAAAUAAAUUGUAUUCUAAAUAUUGAGAAUCGAAUUGUAUAAAGUCCAAGCUGAUAUGUUAUUGAAUAGAAUGCCUUUUUAGUCUCCAUGUCAAUAAUAUAAUCAAUAAAAAUAAUAAAAUAUAAAAAUACAUUCACAAAAAGAUUUCAUUUAUAUUCGAUAAUUCUUUGGUGGGUUUUAAUCAAUGCAAAGGAAUUUAUAGAAAAAUAUUAAAUUACAAAAUAACAACAAAUCAAUGAUUUCUUACAUUAAAAAAAAAUUAGUAGAUAUUGUAUUUUUGUAUAAGAGUUUUGGAUGUCAUUAUUUCUCAUAGCUUGUGUAUAUUUCUUCGCAAAUCUACAAGAAUCAAAGAUUAUUGAUAAUUAAUAGACAGGUUUUCAUUCCAGUAAAUUUUAAAAUAUCAAUUUAUCACCCGCAAGGGGCGUUAUCGCCCGCUUUGAAAAAGACUGGUUUAAGUUUUAGAUCAUUUUAACUCUCUUGUUGUCUGUGCAUGUUCAAUACAACAUAUUAUAUGUGUUAAAAUCUCAAAUGUGUAUAUACUUUUUAUCAAACUUCUUGUUAAGAGAAUAAUGUGAUUUUUAUUCCCAAUUUUGUUAUUUCUAGCGUUUGUAAGUGUACAUAGGCCUUGUGUAUUAUUAAAAUUAGUUUAAUAAAAAAUUAAACAACA